CCCUGGGCAGGAGCUGUGACACCUCAGGUGUGUGGUGCUGGGAUGGGCACUGACUGGGAUGGGGCUGCCUUCUGCUUCCAGGGUGGUGGCACGGGAUGAGGAGGAUGAGGAAGAAAAGAUCUUCCCUGCAGACUCACCUGUGCUGCUGAGAGAGCUGAAUAACAAGAGCCACUACUCGGGGUGGGUGCAGGCCAGCAACGCCCUGGGCACUGCCCGCUCUGCCCCACGGCUCCUCAGCCUGCAGGAGCUCGUUGUCCCCGCUCUGCCCGUGGCCAUCGGCGCCCACACCUCGGAGUCGUCCCCUCCGGUCACCACCACGCGCUGGAGGAGCCGGACCCGGCUGCAGAACGUGCGGUGCCAGGAGAGGCACAGAGCCACGGGCACCCCGACGUGGCAGGUGGAGCCGUGCGACACGGCGGCGCAGGAGGGUCCCCGCCGGCAGCGCGAGCUGCAGCGCGCCAAGCCGUGCGACACGGCGGCGCAGGAGGGUCCCCGCUGGCAGCGCGAGCUGCAGAGCGACACCGAGUUCGAGUUCCAGGCGCGGUGCCGGCUCGGCAGCGCCCAGAGCCCCUGGAGCGCCUGGAGCCCCCCGUUCUUCUACCGCACCCCCGAGGCAGCCCCCGCCGCUCCCGCCGUGUGGCGGCGCCUGGGUCCGGUCCUGCCCGACGGCAGCCGCGAGGUGACGGUCUUGAUCAAGCCGGAGGUGCCGCCCUCCCUGAGGAGCCCGUUUGGGCUACAAAGGGACGGGAGGAAAUCUUGCAGCCAGAUCUCUCCAUCCUUGGAGAACGCGUCACCCAUCCCGGGUGAUGUCCUGGCUGGGGGGUCCCGGCGGUCAGACCCCGCAAAUCCGUGCCCGUCUCGCCCCCCGCAGCCGCUGCCAGCCCGGGAUGCCCGCGGGAGGAUCCUGGGCUACGCCGUGAGCACCGAGCGCCGCGGGGCGGCGGAGCCGCUGUGCCUCACCUCGGGCACCGAGUGCACCGUGCGGGUGCCGCCGGGAGCCCGCAGCCUCCUGGUCACCGCCCGCAAUUCCAAAGGGACCUCGGGCCCCGCCAGCAUCCCCCUAAACCGAGCUGCGGCUGGGGAAGAAUUCCCAGCACCAGGGGCUGUGGAGGUGAAGCCUGAGAACCAGAGCAGGGUCCUGGUUCAGUGGGAGCCCCCCCAGCACAGCCAGAGCCCCCCACUCUGGUUCAUCCUGGAGUGGCUUUCCAGCUCCCAGCACGGCCAGGAGGAGAAGUUCUUCUGGGAAAAAGUCCCAGGGCAGGAAACACACACCUACAUCCAAGCAGAGGCAGCAGCAGGAGCUGCCCCCCGAGUGUCGCUGUACGCCGUGUAUCCCCAGGGCAUCAGCAAUCCCAGCUCCAGCCCAGCCCCUGCUGAGGAGCCACAUCUGGGCAGCACCUACAGCCAGAUGUCCCAGGAUGAUGACAUCAGAGUUUUUUUGGGACUGAGCCUCAGCGUGGUGGGACUGUCAGCUCUUUUUGCAAUUGUGAUGUUUAAAAAAUCAGUCAGGAAAAGGGUGAAGGCCACCCUGGUGUCCCUCCUGCCCAAGUGGCUCUUUGAAGAUUUUCCCCACAUGGAGAACAGCACCGUGGUGAAGUCACUCCAGGAGAAGGGAGAUGUCCCCAGUGCCAUCCUGCAGGAGCCGUUCCUGACCCCCGGUGACCCCGCGCUGAGCGAGAUCCAGGAGGUGCCGGCGCAGGAACGGCGCCAGAGCCUGGCCACCAAGGCCAGGGCAGAGGUGGCCGAGCACAGGGAGGUGCCAGGGGCUUUGGUGGCCCCCAGCAGCCCGGCCCUGGCGCAGCUCAGCCCCUACAAACCCCAGCUCUGCCACGGGCACGCCGCGGGCUACGUGGCCGCGGGAGUUCCCCCCGCAGAAAGCCCCGAGCCGGAGGUGGGAAGGCUCUGCCAGGACUACACCAGCCCUGCCCCCCGGCUGUGGGAGCUGCGGGGAGCAGGGCCAGCCCAGGUGUGUCUGCUGGAGAAGAUCCACCUGGUCCUGAACAGCAGCCAGGCGUUCCCAGCGCCCUGCCCGCAGCCGCCCUGGCAGCCCGGCGAUGCCCCCGAGCAGAUGCUGGUCCCCCAGGAGAUGCUCUCCUGCCUCCGAGCCACCCACAGGGGUGCAGACACAGAGUGGGAGGGCUCUUCUGGCAGGAGCUGGAACUGGGGAUAAGCCCCUGGAGUCUCAGCGCUGGGAUUGCCGAUGGAAGAACCAGAGAGAAGCUCCGGGUUGGAAUUUCGCCCUCUGCAAACUCCGCUGCAGGUUCUGGUGCCUGCCUGGGGAGCCUGGGCCAGCAAAUCCCAAAUUUUAACCUUCCCUCGCACUGGCAGGAGCAAAAAACCCCGUGAAGUUUGGAUUCCUGGAAUGCCAAGCAGGAGAUUCCUGCAGGGUGCAAUAUCUUCAAUUACUGCUCAACAUCGUCCUCUUGUUAAAGGUUUGGAGAAUUUAAUUCUGAAAUCUUUGGAGCAUUUCACUCCCAAAUGUUUGGAGCACUUAAUUCCCAAAAGUUUGGAGCACUUAAUUCCCAAAAGUCUGGAGCAUUUAAUUCCCAAAUGUUUGGAGCACUUAAUUCCCAAAAGUUUGGAGCAUUUAAUUCCCAGAAGUUUGGAGCAUUUCAUUCCCAGAAGUUUGGAGCAUUUAAUUUCUAUAUGUUUGGAGUAUUUCAUUUCCAUAACUUUGGAGCAUUCAAUUCUGAAAUGUUUGGAGCAUUUCAUUCCCAAAAAUUUGGAGUAUUUAAUUUCCGU
Messenger RNA from Ficedula albicollis (Collared flycatcher), 2742 nucleotides. It is a transcript of the gene IL23R, whose product is annotated as interleukin 23 receptor. Gene Ontology annotation, cellular component: membrane. The transcript is spliced from 11 exons. The record is from RefSeq and is a predicted model, not a curated record. Gene Ontology annotation, molecular function: cytokine receptor activity; protein binding. The coding region runs from base 59 to 2170 and encodes 703 amino acids. NCBI's taxonomy places the organism in Eukaryota, Metazoa, Chordata, Aves, Passeriformes, Muscicapidae.